Messenger RNA from Soboliphyme baturini, 495 nucleotides. The record is from the annotation of a GenBank genome assembly. NCBI's taxonomy places the organism in Eukaryota, Metazoa, Nematoda, Enoplea, Dioctophymatida, Soboliphymatidae.
AUGCCCAUUGCUAUUUUGAAUCCAAGCAAUGAAAGGAGCUCAACCAUUCUGAUCAUUGCCAUUCUGCUGGGUUUCAUAAACGUAUAUCUUCUCAUUGUAUUAUUCAAUGCUCGCCUAACGGCGAAAAAAUGCUUUCAGCAAAGGGCGAAGUUCAACGAAACCGAAGCUCACAAUCUUCUUGAAUGGAUGAAAGCUGUAACAAAGGAAGGUUUCGAUACCUCUGGCGACCUGAACAACUUUUACGAGCAGCUGAAGGACGGCGUUCUACUUUGCAAGUUUGUGAACGGUAUCCAGCCGGAUAAGCCGACGAAGAUUCAGAAGCCGAUUUCGAACUUCGCCUGCAUGGAAAACAUCAACCAGUUCGUAGAAGCGUGCCGUCGCAUCGGCGUUCCAGACGAGGAGACGUUCCAGAGCGUAGAUCUGUUCGAGGCCAGGGACCUGUUCUCCGUCUGCAUGACGCUGCAGUCGCUAGGACGCAAGGUGACCGACCGCUAG